AGUGAAUUUGCCAGCAGUCUCUUCCUUCUAAUGUAAAUUAGUGUAGUCAAGUGUCUUUCUUCCAGUUUCACUCAGUGAUAUUGCUGAACACAGUACAGAUAGUUCAUGCAUCUAGAGAGGAAGAGACAUGCAUUUUAGUACUUCACACCAAUUCAAGGCUAAAGUGGAAAUUAUGUUCGUUUGGUUUUUUUGGUCUCUGUUGACCCUGCCAGAGGCUACAGGCACUAAUGCUGGAGUUAAUGUCAAACUAACUCAGAAAGGACUUGAAUACGGUCGACAGAUUGGAAUUGCCUCAAUCCAGCAGAAGCUCAGAACCAUCCAUGUGCCAGACAUAAGUGGCACAGAACGUGUGGAUCCUAUUGGAAAAGUCCAGUACAGUUUUACAGGGAUGCAGAUAGUAAACCUGGGUCUACCCCAAUCAUCACUGGGGUUAGUUCCUGGUACUGGAGUCAGUCUUUCAAUUGAUAAUGCCUUUAUCAGUCUGCAUGGCAAUUGGAGAGUAAAAUACCUCAGGAUCAUAAAAGACAGCGGAUCGUUUGAUCUGGCUGUAAGUGAACUGUCCAUUAGCACCACUAUUGCUGUCAUGAGUGAUGACACUGGCCGCCCAUCAGUCAGUAUGACCAACUGUGCAGCAACUGUGGGGAGAGUCAGCAUCAAGUUUCAUGGUGGGGCCAGCUGGUUGUAUAACCUCUUCAGUUCCUUCAUUAAUAAGGCCCUGCGUGAUGCUCUGCAGAAACAGAUCUGCCCUCUGGUUGCUGAUUCCAUUGCUGAUAUGAACCCCCACCUGAAAACAUUAAAUGUUUUAGCCAGAGUAGACAAGUACGCUGAGAUUGAAUACUCCAUGGUGGCAUCUCCUGCCAUUUCCAGUACCUCCAUUGACUUGGGUUUAAAGGGUGAAUUCUACAACAUCGGACAACACAAAGAACCCCCCUUCUCCCCAACACCUUUCUCAUUGCCUUCUGAGGACACUAGUAUGCUGUACAUUGGAGUCUCUGCCUUCACGGCCAACUCAGCAGGUUUUGUUUACCACAGCGCUGGCGCCCUCAGCCUCAACAUCACUGAUGACAUGAUUCCCUCUGGAUCUCCACUUCGUCUAAACACGGGGACAUUUGGAGUUUUCAUUCCACAAAUUGCGAAAAUGUAUCCUGGUCUGAUGAUGCAGCUAUUGGUUAAGACAGAGAAGGAGCCCAUCCUUACAUUUGAAUCCAACAACGUGACUGUUCAAGCCAGCAGUACAGUGACAGCGUAUGCUAUCCAGCCCAAUAGCACGCUAUCUCCACUCUUUGUCCUUAAUCUGGGGGGCAGCGUCAGUGCUCGCGUAUAUGUGACUGAACUGAAACUAGCUGGAGCUGUGACCCUUAACGAAAUUUACAUGAGCUUAGCAAAAAGCUACGUGGGACCAUUCCAGGUCACAUCUCUUGAUAAUAUCUUCAAGAUGAUCUUGAAAGUUACUGUGAUUCCCAAGGUUAAUGCUCGAUUAGAGGAAGGUUAUCCGCUCCCUGCCAUUGGGAAGAUGCAGCUUGUAAACACUCAACUUCAGGUUCUGAAGGACUACUUGUUGAUUGGAACAGAUGUUCAAUUUAAAGGAUAAAUCUCACCUGAAAUGUUUUAAUAUUUUAUAAAAAAUAAAAUAGUAAUAAUAAAAGAUUUAUUGUUGAAGAAAAUAUGUGUGAAAAGGGGUACAGUAUAUAACUGUUAAUUGUUUUGAAGUAAUGCAAAUUAUGUAUUGUACAUUUAACUGCUGGGUGUUUUUUUUUUUUAGUAAUAGUGCUACAUGGGGACUUUGAAAUUGUCUGAUAUGCUGAUUAUUCAUGAUAUCAGUAUAAAGUCAAAGACAUUUUCCUAAGAAUGGCCCACUUAAUAACUAACAUGUGACAUUUUCUGCAAGUCCUCUCCAUGAGUAACAGUUGGGCCUGCAGGCCCCUCUUUACACCAGCAGAGGGAAUCAUCUCCAAAGUAUUAGAAUGCUAUGCAUGAUGUAUUUCCUGUAUAAGUAGGCCAUUGUUACUUUAUUCUUAUUAUUGUUUUCCCUGUGAUUUGGUUACUUAGACUUACCUUUUAAUAAACCUUCAGCACAUGGACCCUUAGCCAUCAUGUCAGUCAGAUUUACUACAGAAAAUUGUCACCAUCGGAAGUGGAGGUAGAGACUUUGAAGGCCACCAUCAUGUGGCAGUCAGAGAUGUUGAAAGUGCACUGUAACAACUUCAAACACUCUGCAAAGCCAGCAAAAUAUAUGGCCAACUACAAAAUUGCAUAAUCAAAAUAUUAAUCUUGUUUAAUAUUAAUAUAAUUGUAUGGAAAUCAGCAAUUGCGAUAACUUUUAAAAUAUCUCCUUAUGACUUCUGGAGAAGAAAGUAAUAUGGGUAUGGAAUGAGUAAAGGGCAUGUAAACAAAAAGAGAAUUUUUAUUUUUGGGUGAACUAACCCUUUAAGCAUUUAGACCUCGUCAGGCUCAUUCAAACAUGAAGAGAUAAGGAUUAUCUAAAGUAUGUUUAUUCCUACACAAAUGUGAGUCAUGAAGCUGGGACUACCCAUAUCAUCACUGGGAUAAAUGGCUGGCAAUGGAGUCAAUAUUUCUGUUGAAGAUCAACCUAAACAGCAAAUGGAGACUCAAAUACAUUUGGAUCAUGUAAGCACAGUGUCUAAAUGACUAAAGGGGUGUUCACACUGACAGACAAUGACCACUGGUAUAUCCAGCGACACAGCAAAGUUGAAAUGUUUAUGUUUAUGCAAAUUAGCAGCAACUUGAUCCGCUGACUACAAACGGGAGUAAAGGCAGUGGGGCACACGUGAUUCGUCUCCUGUCAGUCAACAAACAUUUCCUAACUGUGAGCAAUUUUCUGAUUUUGUGUAUUAGUGUCUUGAUAUGGCAACAUACAGGGUCACCACUGAGGAAAAUAAGUUUGUAAAGAUGAUUUAAUGAGAAAUAAAAUCCAUUGACAUCAUUUAGUUUCAA
Myxocyprinus asiaticus (Chinese sucker) is the source of this 2955-nucleotide messenger RNA. RefSeq names its product bactericidal permeability-increasing protein-like. Lineage: Eukaryota; Metazoa; Chordata; Actinopteri; Cypriniformes; Catostomidae. The coding region runs from base 128 to 1591 and encodes 487 amino acids. The record is from RefSeq and is a predicted model, not a curated record. Gene Ontology annotation, molecular function: lipid binding. The transcript is spliced from 16 exons.